GAGGGAACUUUCUGCUGAGGAUGACGGGCCUGCUUUCUUGGGCGGCUUUUCGAAAGCCCGGGAGCAUCUGGCCGCUUCCGCUUCGACCACGAGCUGAGGGUUUUCUUUCCGCCUAGCCGUAAAUCUCAAGGGUCUUGCUAAUUAGAAGUGAGACUUCACAUUUGACGUUUACCGUAUUUAAAGGCAGAAUUUCCUCACUCCCUUCUCACAAGCACGCACUUCCCAUUUUUUGAUUUCUAGAGUUUUCUUUGUGGAAAGUAAUUUUGAGGUUUUCAGAUAAUAAAUGACGUUAGAAGAGUUGUGAAAGUAAAACAAGGCUAUCGGACGAUAGCCUGGAAUUUUCUUUUAAUUGUAAAUGGAUAUCUUAUUGAGAAACAAAUUAACCAUGACUGCCUCUCAAAGAUAGGAAAGGUUGGACAUCCAGGAACUUUUCGUGUUAGGAAUACCUAAGUGCAAUGGUUUUGUGUACACAAGGGAUUUGGCAAUAGGAGGCUAUUUUUGUUUUAAGACUAGGGUUGAAUUAGCUGAAAGACCAACGGAAGAUCUAACAGGUUUUGUCGGUUAUCAAGGAUAACUUUGUGAGACCUUUGACUUUGUAGCUUCAGUAAUAUCCUCUCGUUAGCUAUUUUAAUAUAGUCGAUUUCCUGAUAAUUGACAGGAGUAAAAUUUGUUAUUAAACCUUAGAAAUAAUACUUUCUUAUUACAGGGAUGGGACAAUAGGAGCGAAAUUUCGAGUCUAAGGGAAAACGCUGGCCAGGCGCGGUGGCUCACACCUGUAAUCCCAGUGCUUUGGGAGGCUGAGGUGGGCGGAUCACUUGAGUUCAGGAGUUUGAGACCAUCCUGGCCAACAUGAUUUUUCUUCAUCCCUUUACUUUGAGUCUGUGGGGGUCAUUGCAUGUGAGAUGGGUCUACUGAAGACAGCAUACCAUUGGGUUUUGCUUCUUUAGCCAAGUUAUCAUUCUGUCUUUUAAUUGUGGUGUGCAUUCAAGAUAAGUUUAUACCAUGGAUGGCACAAAGGAGAAGAAUGAUGGUUACAAAGAUGAUCUUCUGCUUAGGAUGGGACUUAAUGAUAAUAAAGCAGGAAUGGAAGGAUUAGAUAAAGAGAAAAUUAACAAAAUUAUAAUGGAAGCCACAAAGGGGUCCAAAUUUUAUGGAAAUGAGCUCAAGAAAGAAAAGCAAGUCAACCAACGAAUUGAAAAUAUGAUGCAACAAAAAGCUCAAAUCACCAGCCAACAGCUAAGAAAAGCACAAUUACAGGUUGACAGAUUUGCAGUGGAAUUAGAACAGAGCCGAAAUUUGAACAAUACCAUAGUGCACAUUGACAUGGAUGCUUUCUAUGCAGCUGUAGAAAUGAGGGACAAUCCAGAACUGAAGGAUAAACCCAUUGCUGUAGGAUCAAUGAGUAUGCUGACUACUUCAAAUUACUGUGCAAGGAGGUUUGGUGUUCGUGCAGCUAUGCCAGGAUUUAUUGCUAAGAGACUCUGCCCACAUCUUAUAAUAGUGCCCCCAAACUUUGACAAAUACCGAGCUGUGAGUAAAGAGGUUAAAGAAAUACUUGCUGAUUAUGAUCCCAAUUUUAUGGCCAUGAGUCUUGAUGAAGCCUACUUGAAUAUAACAAAGCACUUACAAGAAAGACAAAAUUGGCCUGAGGAUAAAAGAAGGUAUUUCAUUAAAAUGGGAAACUCAGUAGAAAAUGAUAAUCCAGGAAAGGAAGUUAAUAAACUGAGCGAGCAUGAACGAUCCAUCUCUCCGCUACUUUUUGAAGAGAGUCCUCCUGAUUUGCAGCCCUCAGGAGAUGAAGAGCAAAACAAUCCUCAAAUACUCCAAAACUCAGUUGUUUUUGGAACAUCAGCCGAGGAAGUGGUAAAGGAAAUUCGUUUCAGAAUCGAGCAAAAAACAACACUGACAGCCAGUGCAGGCAUUGCCCCAAAUACAAUGUUAGCAAAAGUAUGCAGUGAUAAGAAUAAACCAAAUGGACAAUACCAAAUUCUCCCCGAUAGACAAGCUGUGAUGGACUUCAUCAAGGAUUUACCCAUUAGAAAGGUUUCUGGAAUAGGAAAAGUUACAGAAAAAAUGUUAAAGGCCCUUGGAAUUAUUACAUGCACAGAACUUUACCAACAGAGGGCAUUGCUUUCUCUCCUUUUCUCUGAAACAUCUUGGCAUUAUUUCCUUCAUAUCUCUUUGGGUCUAGGCUCAACACACCUGACAAGGGAUGGAGAGAGGAAGAGUAUGAGCGUUGAGAGGACUUUCAGUGAGAUAAAUAAAGCAGAAGAACAAUACAGCCUAUGCCAAGAACUUUGCAGUGAACUUGCUCAAGAUCUGCAGAAAGAAGGACUUAAGGGUAGAACUGUUACCAUUAAGUUGAAGAAUGUGAAUUUUGAAGUAAAAACUCGUGCAUCUACAGUUUCGUCUGUUAUUUCUACUGCAGAAGAAAUAUUUGCCAUUGCUAAGGAGUUACUAAAAACAGAAAUUGAUGCUGAUUUUCCACAUCCCUUAAGAUUGAGACUUAUGGGUGUUCGGAUAUCUAGUUUUCCCAGUGAAGAAGACAGGAAACACCAACAAAGGAGCAUUAUUGCCUUUUUACAGGCUGGAAACCAAACCCCAUCAGCCAGUGGGUGUAUACUAGAGAAAACUAACAAAGAUAAGUUUGCAAAACCUCUAGAAGUGUCUCAUAAGAAGAGUUUCUUUGAUAAAAAACGAUCAGAAAGGAAAUGGAGCCACCAAGAUACAUUUAAAUGUGACACCAUGAAUGAACAAAGUUUACAGACAUCACAGCUAUUCCCAGUUUUAAAGAAGAUGAAUGAGAAUUUGGAAAUAUCAGAGAAUUCAGAUAACUGUCAGAUAUUUACCUGCCCUAUUUGCUUUAGGGCGCAAGGAUACAUCAGUCUGGAAGCCUUUAAUAAACAUGUAGAUGCAUGUCUCGAUGGAUGUUCAAUCAGUGAAAACUCUAAAAUGUUCUCAUGUUCACAUGUUUCUGCAACCAAAGUUAACAAGAAAGAAAAUAUUUCUUCUUCUUCACUUUAUGACAAGCAAGGUGAUGAAGCCCAUCCAAAAAAUAAAGAAAUAUCUUCAGUAGAUUGUGUAGAUUUAGUAGAUACUAUACAUAACUCAUCUAAAGCAGAAAGCAUAGAUGCUUUAAGUAAUAAGCAUAGCAAGGAAGAAUGUUCUAGUCUCCCAAGCAAGUCUUUUAAUAUUGAACACUGUCAUCAGAAUUCUUGUACUGUUUCAUUGGAAAAUGAAGAUGUUGGAUUAUUAAGUAGACCAGAAUCCUGCCAGCCUUAUUUAUGUAAAGUGGUAACAGGCCAAGCUCUAGUUUGUCCUGUUUGUAACGUAGAACAAAAGACUUUAGAUCUAACCCUGUUCAAUGUGCACGUAGAUGUUUGCUUAAAUAGAAGUGUUAUCCAAGAACUAAGAAGGGAUAAAGUUAACCCAGUUAAUCAACCCAAAGAAAGCUCCAAAAGUACUGGUAGCUCAAGUGGAGUACAGAAGACUGUAACAAGAACAAAAAGGCCAGGAUUGAGAACAAAGUACUCAACAUCAAAGAAAAUAAAACCAAACAAUCCCAAACAUACCCUUGAUACAUUUUUUAAGUAAACAUUGAACAUUUGAUCAUUAAUUUUUAAUUGAAACUUGUUGUUUUAUAAUCAAUGAAUUUGUUUUUCCUGAUUUUAAGUUUGCAGAUUUAUUUAGUGAAGGCAAGUGCAAUAAUCCUUCCUCAGAUGACGUUUGCUUUUCUAAGAAUUUGGAAUAUAUACUAAUUAUUUAUAUCUUUUUUAUAACCAUGAGAAUUUACUUCUGUUAUACAUCAAUUAGAAAUUAAUCCGGUUAAGAGAUAAUUUUUAAAAAAGAAAUUAGGAAUUCGAUCAGAAGGUGAUUUUUAAAAUUAUUUUUAUACUAAUUAGAAAAACAGAUUUGUAAGGGCUUUCAAAGAUUCAUGCAAACCUAUAUUAUCCUAAGGAUUUUUUACCACUUAACUACUUUGUUGGCAUUGAUCCUAGUAUCUUUAGAUACCUCAUGAGCAUUCAUAAUUAAAAUUUAUCUUAAGUUCUAUGAAGAGUAUUAACAUAACUAGCAUAAGUGGUUUUCUUACCUUCAGGAAAAUAAUAUAGUAUUAUCUGUGUUAAAAUGGUUUUUGCUUAAAAUAUAAUUUUUAAUUUGGCUUUUCUUAUUUAAAAUUCUGUUAUGAAUAAACACUUGAAUCACUUUUUAAAAAUAUUUAGUCCAAGAUGAUUCAAAGUAGUUUUAUUUUAAUACAGGACUUUUAAAUGGCAGUAUUUCAUUUCUUGUCAGUUAUGUUGGUACUUUCUACAAAUCUAUAAAGAAGAAUGAAUUGUAUAGCCACUUUAUUAUAGUCUUCAAAAGAAAAUGUGUAAUCCAAAAGAUUAAUGUAUAUUAAGACACAUUAAGUAUCUUAGUUACAUUGCUAUCAACAUUUUUAUUAAUAGCUGUGAAAGAAGACAGCUUAUUAGUAGUUAGCUUAAGUAGUUUCUCAACAUACUUUUGUGCUAUCAAUGAAUUCUUCUCAGAUAAUCAUUAUUUAGGCCAAGCACGGUGGCUCAUACCUGUAAUCCCAGCACUAUGGGAGGGGAAGGCGGGCAGAUUACUUGACAGGUCAGGAGUUCCAGACCAGCCUGGCCAACAUGGUAAGACCCUGUCUCUACUUAAA
Saimiri boliviensis boliviensis (Bolivian squirrel monkey) is the source of this 4666-nucleotide messenger RNA. Lineage: Eukaryota; Metazoa; Chordata; Mammalia; Primates; Cebidae. The record is from RefSeq and is a predicted model, not a curated record.